This is a messenger RNA of Punica granatum (pomegranate), 2058 nucleotides long. Lineage: Eukaryota; Viridiplantae; Streptophyta; Magnoliopsida; Myrtales; Lythraceae. The record is from RefSeq and is a predicted model, not a curated record.
AUGGCGCAAAACAACCAACCCGCUAGUUUCGAGGAAAGCAUUCCACCAACGCCGGUCUAUUCUCAGCCGCUCAUGACUCAUGCACCGCUACCACCAACCCCUGCGGGCGCGCCUCCGACACACUCGGGAGUAGUUCCGCCACCAGUCCCAUCGCCGGAAACUCGAGCACCGUCCACCUCCACUGAUGGUGCCCGCAUCGUCACAUUGGAAGGCGACAUCACCACAUUGAGGGGUACGAUCAACCAGAUGGCUGCUGACAUGGUCGAGCUCAUGGCCUUGCUCAAGGGCCCAAACCGCGCCUCCUCAAACUCUACUCCGCCUCCGGGGUACGGGCCAACGGUCGACCCAAACCCUUGGGUCUCGCCGACCCAUGCUCCGGAAGGUGUUGAAGCACCUGCAAUACACGCACCGACGGGUCACCCGGCCAAUGUCCCUCCGCCAUCGGUGACUCUCUCGGCGGUCAUUCCUCCUCCACCGUCGGAUCCGACCACUCUUGUACCGCCGCCGAUGUCCAUACUGGUUACGGCUCCUGUUUACGCAGCUCCUCCGCCGAUGGUCUUCCCGGUACCAAACCUCCACGCUCCCGUUUAUACAUCCGAGCCUCUCGCAUUCCCAGCUCCACAACCCUAUAUCAGCUUCUCCUACCCAGCACCACCUCCCGUAAAUAUUCCUGUCUCUGAACCAAACACGCCAACUCAGGCGGCCUUCGCAGCUCCACCAACAAAUUGUCUCCUAGAGACGGAGGUCGAGCAGGAGCAGAGAUUUUUGAAGAUGGAAGAGAACAUCAAAGCCCUACAAUCAGGUGGCUCCCGCCUCGAUGCCGGUGAUGGCGAUUGGAGUCUUUUCUCGGCUAUGCGGCUACCCCCGAAGAUUAAGGCGCCUGAAUUCCAAAGGUACCAUGGCACGACCGACCCUCGUCACCAUCUCCAUCACUACAGGGGAAAGAUGUUGCAGUACUGGGACUACGAAGAGUUCGUCAUCCACACGUUCCAGGACAGUUUGGCGGGAGCGGCUCUUGACUGGUACAUGUCACUGAAAGCCGCGGAUAUCCCUACAUGGGCGGACCUAUCGGGCAAAUUCAUCGACCAGUACAAGUACUGUGUAGAGACGCCCCCGACCCUGUUGGAGCUCAGUACAAUGGAAAUGGCCGAGGACCAGGGCUUCGAGGCCUACGCAGUGAAGUGGCGGGCUAGAGCGGCGAAGCAUGUCCCCCCAAUCAGUGAAGCACAGCAGAUCCAGUUAUUUCACUCCAUUCUCACAAAGGCCUACUACUUGCACCUAUUGGCCCAUACUUCCUCAUUCUCCAGUCUGAUCGAUGCUGGGAAGAAACUUGACAUGGGCAUCAAGCUUGGGAAGAUAGAAGGAUCGACCGGAAAGGAGGGGCAGUCAUCCAAGAAUGCCACUACUGCGCCAUCACCAACGAGUAACAAAAAGGGCAGAGACGCGUCCGUUAAUGCCGUCAGCCUUGGACGCCAAACCCCCAUGCAGUACCAGCAGCAAUACCCGGCCCUGCCGAUUAACUACUCGACGCCACCAGCUUAUCCUCCGCCACGGGCCCCGCAACCAUACGAUCAUAAUUACGCGCCUACCCCUCACUGGGCAUCUCCAAAUAGGCCCCUAACUUUAGGAGUUCCGCCAUCGGCUCAAAGAGCCCCAACUUUGCAACCUCGACAAGGAGGACAAGCUAGGCCGCGUCUGCAAUACCCACCUUUUCUGGUUCCCCAGUCACAAGUCUAUCGCCAACUUUUGGCAGCUAAGGAAAUUAGACCCGUGGCCCCUCAUCCUCAGUUCAAUCCUGCGAAUCAAGAUCAGAAUCUCCAUUGUGAAUACCAUAUGGGCGCUCCGGGCCACACUACGGACGAUUGUUAUACCCUCCGGGGCAAAUUGCAGGAGAUGAUUGAGAAGAACCGACUCUCUUUCAAUGAAGUCAAGCCACCAAAUGUCCAGGCUAACUCCCUCCCCGACCAUGGAUCAAGCUUUGACGCGGCUAUCAAUCUGAUAGGUAUUUGCCCUAGGGGCAAGGACAAGGCCGAAGAGGAAAAGCUGAUUUUCCCAUGA